Messenger RNA from Panonychus citri (citrus red mite), 1750 nucleotides. It is a transcript of the gene Sps1, whose product is annotated as inactive selenide, water dikinase-like protein. Bases 150 to 1385 code for a protein of 411 amino acids. Lineage: Eukaryota; Metazoa; Arthropoda; Arachnida; Trombidiformes; Tetranychidae. Gene Ontology annotation, biological process: L-selenocysteine biosynthetic process. Gene Ontology annotation, cellular component: cytoplasm. The transcript has 5 exons. The record is from RefSeq and is a predicted model, not a curated record. Gene Ontology annotation, molecular function: selenide, water dikinase activity; ATP binding.
AAUAAAUUAUCUUUUUUGUUUUUGUUGUUUCUCUUUUAUUAAUAAUUAUCUGGAUUUAUUGAUAAUCAUUAAUAAACUUUUAUUUUCUCUUUUUCUCAUUUUUGCUGUCUCAUUGUGAGUACCUUGUAGGUUAUAUCUUGAUUAUCCUAAUGGUGGACAAUGAAACGGUUUCUGGUGCUGCUCUUCAAGCAGUUGAAUUGGAAGUUGGUUCUGGUUCACCUCAUUUAGCUUUAAAUAAGCCAUUUGAUCCUGAAGAACAUAAUUUAGAUCCAUCUUUUCGGUUGACUAAAUUAACCGAAUUAAAAGGAUGCGGAUGUAAAGUUCCUCAGGAAACAUUGAGGAAACUUCUUGAGGGACUUGUAGAUGACCAGCGUAACUCACCAUCAUCAUCUUAUUAUGCUGGUCAACAGUUGGGCCUUCCAAGAAUAGGUAUUGGUAUGGAUAGCAGUGUAACUCCUAUUAGGCAUGGAAGCUUAUUAUUAGUUCAAACAACCGAUUUUUUCUAUCCCUUGGUUGAUGAUCCUUAUGUCAUGGGGAAAAUAGCUUGUGCCAAUGUUCUAAGUGAUCUGUAUGCCAUGGGAGUCACCGAAUGUGAUAAUAUGCUUAUGAUAUUAGGAGUUAGUCAACAGAUGAAUGACAAAGAACGAGAUACUGUUGUACCUAUCAUGAUGAAAGGAUUUAGGGAUUGUGCCUACGAAGCUGGUACCAAUGUUACUGGAGGACAAACAGUUAAAAAUCCUUGGUUAACUAUCGGUGGUGUUGCAACAAGUGUCUGUCAACCAAAUGAAUAUCUCAUUCCAGAUAGUGCUGUUAUUGGAGACGUUCUGGUUCUCACUAAACCUUUAGGAAUUCAAGUUGCUGUCAAUGCAUAUCAAUGGUUAGAUAAUCCUGAUCAAUGGAACAAAAUUAAAUUAGUUGUCUCUGAUGAAGAUGUACGAAAAGCUUAUCUCAGAGCAAUGGAUAGUAUGAGUAGAUUGAAUCGUGUGGCUGCUCGAUUGAUGCAUAAAUAUAAUGCUCAUGGAGCAACUGAUGUCACUGGAUUCGGAAUUCUUGGCCAUGCUUCUAAUUUAGCUAAAAAUCAAAAGAAUGAAGUUUCAUUUGUUAUACACAAUUUACCGGUCAUAUCAAAAAUGGCCUCUGUCGAUAAAGCUUGUGGUUCAAGGUUUCGAUUGAUGCAAGGCUAUUGUGCCGAAACCUCUGGAGGUCUUUUGAUUUGUUUACCAAGGGAACAAGCAACGGCCUUUUGUAAAGAUAUCGAGAAACAAGAAGGAUAUCAAGCUUGGAUUAUUGGAAUUGUUGAAAAAGGAAAUCGAACGGCUCGAAUAAUCGAUAAACCAAGAGUUAUCGAAGUGCCUAGUAAAGAAAAAGAUGGCGAAUUGUGGUAAUUGAGCUAUUUAUUUGCUUUUUAAUCAACUAAUGGCUUUACUUUAAAUUUUACACGUUAGAAAUAUCCAAAAAUGCCAAAUCCAUGUAUAUUAUAUUUCUUUACUCUAUUUUGUCAUUGAAAGUUUACUGUUAUCAAUUGUUUGUUGUCAUGAUGAUGUUCUGAUCAUUGGUCAUAUUAAUUAUUAUGAUGAUGAUUAUUGUUUCAUCUUGAGGAUAAAAAUACAAAAACAAUAACUGAUUUUGUGCAUCAUAAUCAAUCAUAAAUUGUAUAACAUCAAUUAAACAACAAUUUAGCAACAGUAUCAACAAAAAAAAGGGAAAAAGUUUCAAUAAAAAAUAUUGUAAUAUAUUAUAGAGAGAGAUA